AUGGCAUCCUCCGUUUUCGUUUCCAUUUCCCUUGUGGUCUUAGCAUGUAUGCUGUUGUGUGGAACUUAUUUGGAUAGUGGAGCUCAUUUUGUGGGAGCAUCUGAAUUAUCAGCACUACAACUAGAAGCAAAGGCUCUUCUGGAGGCGGGAUGGUGGAGUGGUUACAGGAACAGCAACGAUACCUCAACUCGUUGCAACUGGGCUGGUAUUACUUGCAAUGCUGGUGGAAGCGUUACAGAGAUUCACUUGACUAAUAAUCAGAUCUAUCUAGAUAAGUUAAAUCUCAACUUCUCUUUCUUCCCUAAUUUAGUCCGUCUUAAUCUAUCCCAUAAUUAUUUUGGGGAGAGUAUUCCACUUAAGAUAGGUACUCUAUCGAAACUCACUUUUCUUGAUUUGUCUAGUAAUUAUUUUCAUGGGAGUAUUCCACUUGAGAUAGGUACUUUAUCGAAACUCACUUAUCUUGAUUUGUCCAACAAUAAUCUUGAAGGGAGUAUUCCACUUGAGAUAGGUACUCCAUCGAAACUUACUUAUCUUGAUUUGUCCAACAAUAAUCUUCAAGGGAGUAUUCCACUUGAAAUGGGUACUCUAUCGCGACUCUCUCACCUUCAUCUGUCCAACAAUAACUUGACAGGUACGCUGCCUCUUUUACUUGCAAACCUCACCCAAUUAGUGAGGUUUGACAUUUCUUUUAAUCAAAUCACUGGUUUCAUCCCUGAAAGAUUGGGAAAUUUGAAGAACCUGGUUGAGUUUCAUUUGAAUGAAAAUAACUUCAUUGGACCAAUCCCUUCAUCUUUAUGUCUCUUAACCAAUCUCACCCAUCUGGAUAUGUCUAGAAAUCAUCUCAAUGGUUCCAUCCUUGAAAAGUUGGGAUACUUGAAAAAUCUCGUUGAAUUACAUUUGAGUGAAAACGCAUUCACUGGACCCAUCCCUUCAUCUCUUGGGCUUUUAGUUAAUCUCACGGGUCUGGAUAUGCAUGGAAAUCAAAUCAAUGGUUUCAUACCACCAGAAUUGGGGAUGCUAAACAAUUUGCGCUACUUGGACCUAAGCAAUAACAAGCUCAUUGGUCCAAUCCCUUCGACUCUGAGCCAUUUAAGUAUUUUGAACCUUUCAAGGAAUCAAAUCAAUGGUUCCAUACCAUCAGAAAUGGGAAUGCUAAACGAUUUGGCCUACUUGGACCUAAGCAAUAACAAGCUCAUUGGUCCAAUCCCUUCGACUCUAGGCCAUUUAAGUAUUUUGAAUUAUUUGGACCUUUCAAGAAAUCAAAUCAAUGGUUCCAUACCAUCAGAAAUGGGGAUGUUGAAGAACUUGUUCAAAAUGGACCUUUCCAGGAAUCAAAUCAGUGGUCCAAUCCCUUCAACUAUAGGCAAUUUAACUGGUUUGCAUGCUUUGAUGCUUAGUGCAAAUCAAAUCAAUUGUUCCAUCCCGGUUGAAAUGGAGAAUUUGAAGAAUUUGGAUCUUUUGUUUCUCGAUCAAAAUAAUCUAACCGGCUAUCUUCCCCUUUUUUUUGCUUCUUAUGUGAGUCUCAAUUUGUCAUAUAAUUCGUUCAAAUGUGCAAUUCCAUGUCAAUAUUAUAAUUCAGAUUAUGCAUCCGGCAUGUUAAUUGGCAACAAGGAUUUAUGCAAUGGUAGCUUCAAGGUUUUCCCUCCUUGCCCUGAGUUUUCCCCGACUUUAUCCCCGACUACUAACAAAUCAAGAAUAACCAAACUAGAAAUUUUGGUUCCAAUCGCCAUUUUUCUUGGAUUCAUAGUUCUUGGCGGCUUUCUUCACUCGAGAUGCAAGGUUAAGAAGACCCAGUGUAACUCAAAAGAAACAAAGAAUGGGAACUUGUUCUCGAUAUGGAAUUACGAUGGACAUAUUGCAUACGAAGAUAUCAUUGAAGCAACCGAGGACUUUGACAUAAAAUAUUGUAUUGGAACAGGUGGUUAUGGCAGCGUUUACAAAGCAAAAUUACCUGGUGGCAAAGUGAUUGCCUUGAAGAAACUUCAUCAGUUGGAGGCUGAGAAUCCAACUUUUGAUAUGAGUUUCAAGAAUGAGGUAAAAGUGUUAACAGAAAUUCGGCAUCGAAACAUUAUAAAACUUCAUGGGUUUUGUUUACAUAAACGAUGCAUGUUUUUGGUUUAUGAGUAUAUGGAAAGGGGAAGCCUAUUUUAUGUCCUGAGCAAUGACGUUGAAGCUAUAGAAUUGGAUUGGAGCAAGAGGGUGACCAUCAUCAAAGGCAUCGCCCAUGCCUUAUCUUACAUGCAUCAUGAAUGCAUUCCAACAAUUGUUCAUCGAGAUAUAACAAGCAACAAUAUUUUAUUGAACUCGAAACUAGAGGCUUUUGUCUCUGACUUUGGCACUGCUAAACUCCUUGAUCCUCAUUCCUCCAAUCAAACAUUAGUUGCGGGCACUUACGGUUAUAUUGCUCCAGAGUUGGCCUAUACAAUGAAAGUUACUGAAAAAUGCGACGUUUAUAGCUUUGGAGUGGUGGCAUUGGAAAUAUUAAUGGGAAGACAUCCAACGGAACUCUUAACUUCAUUAGCAUCACCGUCUUCUCAAAACGUGAUGUUACAUGAAAUAUUAGACCAACGUUUGCCACCUCCAACUUAUCUGGUUGCACAGGAUAUUUUUCUUGUCGCUGCAAUAGCAUUUGCAUGUCUACAGAACAAACCAAAGUCUCGGCCUACAAUGAAAUACGUGUCUCAAGAAUUUCUUUUUCGAAAGAAGCCAAUAGCCAAGCCUUUACAUGCAUUUUCACUAUGGCAGCUAAGGAACCAAGAAAUAAAUAUGGCUGGAUCAGGGGAUGAAACUCAAUUAUGA
Messenger RNA from Corylus avellana, 2799 nucleotides. Lineage: Eukaryota; Viridiplantae; Streptophyta; Magnoliopsida; Fagales; Betulaceae. The record is from RefSeq and is a predicted model, not a curated record.